Dendroctonus ponderosae (mountain pine beetle) is the source of this 2565-nucleotide messenger RNA. RefSeq names its product transferrin. Gene Ontology annotation, biological process: iron ion transport. The transcript is spliced from 12 exons. Gene Ontology annotation, cellular component: early endosome; recycling endosome; plasma membrane. The record is from RefSeq and is a predicted model, not a curated record. NCBI's taxonomy places the organism in Eukaryota, Metazoa, Arthropoda, Insecta, Coleoptera, Curculionidae. The coding region runs from base 141 to 2327 and encodes 728 amino acids.
UAAAUGUUCUUGCGAGUCGCUGAAGGUAACCAGUGUUGAGGUUAUGUUUGUACAUUGUAAAAAAUUGCUGAAUUUGCCUUUACUUUCAUUCAAUUAGCCAGCGGCCAUUCAUUAAUUACUCAUCAAACAGUAAUGACUUAAUGGGAAUAAAAGUUAAAAUGGAAGUAUUUCGCGUGUGUUUAGUCUUAUGGAUCUGGACAAUACGAGUGUCCUUUAUUCAUGCAGAUAAACUUUGCAUUGAAAGCUUCAAUAGCGAUGCUUGCCAGCAAGUAGCCAGAGACCAGGACAUGAAUUGCCAAUAUGUAACGUCCAGGGUUGACUGUGUUCUGGACAUCGAACAAAACCUGCCCACUUUGACUCUUCUUAAUUCCGAGGACGCAUUCUUAGCGGCUGGUUUAGUCACAAACACUACCACAGUUAUAGCUGAAGUGGUGGAAGAAAACGCUCCCUACCAAACGGUGGUAAUCGUAAAGUGGGGCUACCUAGGAGGAGUGAGCGACCAAUUAAAAGGCCUCAAAUACUGCCAUCCUGGCUACAACCAUGACGAACGCAUCACUAAAUGGGUGUUGGAGGAGCUGGACUGGAAGGCCGUUAGCUUGAACUGCAGCGCCAAUCAAACACUCACCGAGCAGAAAUUUCAGGCGCUCGCCUCUUUCUUUGGCAGUUCGUGCAGGCCGGGAAAAUGGACGGAAGAUCAGCAAUUUGACGCCUAUUUGAAAAGCACGUAUCCAUCGCUGUGUGACCUGUGUGGCUCGGCCGGCUGCAGCACUAACUAUCGGGUGCCAUUGAACGACUCCUUGACUUGUCUAACGAAUAAUGAUGCGGAUUUGGCCUUAUCAGCUCUGUCCUAUGCUGAGACUUUCUUCAGCAUCGGCUCCAACGCCCAGAACUAUCAAUACCUCUGUCCUAAUGGAAGUUUGGCUUCUUCGACUAAUCCCUGUGUGUGGACCAAGCAAUUGUCCAGAUUAUUCGUCACCUCAAGUUCAAGUGCUUCGGACAUGCAGACUUAUCUUCAGACGAAACUCGCUUCGUUCGUCAACCCGGAGGGUGGUACUCCAUAUUCCCUGGAACAACAUUUAGCUUCCCUAUUGCAGCUUGGUAGAUUAGAUAAGAUUAAUGUAAUUGCGGCUACGCCUCUGAGUUCCUACGUUGCUGAGCGACGAGUUGUUCCUAAUGCUGAUGAUCCAGAAGCAGAUAAAUGCAAUGCUUCAAUAAUGUGGUCAGUGAUAAACGACCCGGAACGAUCCAAAUGCACGUGGCUGCGACAAGCGAGUUUGACUCACGGCUUGCUGCCUCUCAUCAGUUGCGUUCAGAGUGUCGACAACGACUCCGUUUCGAACUUGGACAACAUCAGGAAUUUGAAAGCGGGCAUCGCUUAUAUUGACGCCAAUUUCGGAUACAUUGCUAGAAGGAAGCAAUUGAUCAACGUAGGAUACCCGGAAACCGACACCAGACAAUUAUCGAAGAUUUCCAUCGUUGUAAGAAACGACUCGACCUGGUACGACGGCCGCCUAUCCAGCCUGGCUGGAAAGCACGCCUGUAUUCCCGAAUAUGGAGGAAAAGAAUGGCUCGCUUUUGUCGAUCUACUUCGCAACAACAGUCUCAUUAACGAUACGUCCGAUUACGGAAGUGUUUUUAGUCAGUUUGUAGGCGAAUCGUGCGCUCCUGGAGCCAAAGACAAAGACAUCGACAUUCCGAACACUGAUGGCGAAAAUCUGUGCGACAGGUGCUACCCUGUAGACGCUACGAAAACUGCAAAGUACUGCAACGCCGAUAGUUUAAAUAAAUACUUCCAGAGCUCAGGAGCAUUGUUGUGUCUGCGGGAGAACAAUGGCGAUUAUGCGGUGGUUUCACUAAACGACUUGCCCGGGGACUAUCUUGCCAAUGCAACUGAGCAGGAGCAGUUUAGAAUCAUCAGCAAAAAUGGAUCUUUGGCUGCCUACGCUGGUUUUAAUGUAGACGAAGAAGCGCCGAUAAUCAUUAUCAUAUCGGGUGAACUUGUGUUUGGAAAUGCGUCGUCCGUCACCACAGCCACACACACAUACAACGACACUGUGCUCUAUCUCAGGGAAAUGGAAGUUGAAUUCGGCUCCCGCCUCGAAAAGUCCUUCAAAGUCUUCGACCGAUUUAACCAUACCAGGAACCUACUGUUUCCUGAUUCCACUCCAGGUAUAACCAUAAGCGGCGGAUCAAACAAAUACAUCAGCAACUAUCAAGAGCUGCUGAAACGAUCUCAGACUGGGCAAACUGUCAGCUCCAGUGCACUCCCAGUCGCUCUUCCCAUCUUUGUGGCACUUCUGCUGGCAGCUAUAACUCGUUUAGUUUAGACCGACAUUGUAUUCACCUUGUUUUUAUGCAAUUUUUGUUACAGUUUUACUGUAGAGAAAAAUGGCAAAUGCUCAACUUUCUCGACAGUAAUUCCUUAUUUAUUUUAGUCCACAACUGUGCAAAGGCUGUGCUUAAAUCACGAAUCGAAGGGCAGCAAAUCAAAAUGUAUUCAAUUAGUAAUAUAGUUUGUAUACGGAAUGUUUGUGAAAAAUAAAUUUUUAAUUUUUUAAAUACAAA